AUGUUUGGAAAAAUUUUAUAUUUUUGUUAAUUUUAUUUACCGCCGAUAUUCGAAAAAAAGUUUCAAAUAAGUACCUAACAAAUAAAAACAAAAAGUUUUCCCAAAAACAAGCCAUGUCUGGUGAUCAAGUUUUGCAGAAACCAUUGUUAUCCUCUGAAACCCCUGCAAAACAAAAUGAAACCAGUGACAAGUCUAAAGAACCCAAAAAUAUUAUUGUGCGUGUUAAGGGACAUAUGAUUGAAUCAAAUUUAAAUCCAAAUGCUUUAGAAUUUAUACCCUCCUAUAAGCGAAAUAAGCCACAAAUUCUAUUAAAUGAAGAUCUGAGAAAAUCGGUUUUAAAAGAAGCCAUAGAAGAUAAAUUAAUCCAAGAGAAAAGCUUUAAAAAGGAUGAACUUUUAAGAAAUGAAAUGGAAUUAAUACAGGAAUAUAGAAGUAUCGAAACUAAUAAUAUAAGAGAUAUGGCAGAUAUCGAAGAAAUAGAAAAAUUCAAUAAUGAUAUUGAAAAAAAUCAAUUGUUAACAUUAUUUGCUAGUUCUUCUAGAGUUAAAGAUUCAAGUUCAGAAACUGAAAAAUCGAUAUCAGAAGAUGAUUGCAGAACUGAAAAUGUAUUAGAGGAAACUAAAGAUGAAAGAGGAGUUGAGUUAAAAAAUUUAAAUCAUGAAAAUAAAUCGGGUUUAAUUGAACAUAUUUCAAAAUGCAGCGAUGAUAACCACAAUGUAUGUGAUGUUAAUCAAGCGCAUGUUAUGGAAAAUCAAGAACAUCUUCAGGAAUAUAAAAGCUUAGCAGAAAACCCUGAAAGUAAGCCUGAUAUUAAACCUCAAAGUUUGAAAAUUGAGAAACUAGUGCUAAAAGAAAAUUUAAAAGGUAUAUGUGGAAAUAAAACAAAAGUUUGUCCAAUUAUAAAAGAUUCCAUUAGAACAAAUGUUACUACACCUGGCAACAAACAUAAGUUACAAGCUAAUGACAAAAUUUUGAAUAUAAAAGACCCUAAAACAAAAUUAAAUUUAACAAAAACAGGAACAGUUGGUAAAACAAACGUAACAACAUCUCAACAAAACCAUGAUAAUGUUUCAAAAACACAAGCUAUUGGAAAAACUAAUGUAUCAACAGCUCAGCAAUAUCAAGUUAAAGAAUCCAAAAAACUAAGUACAAACAAAGAAACUAAACUAAAAGCACCAGCAGCAAUUUCUCAAAACUCCAAAAUAUCCAAAACUAUGAAAAAUAAUUUAAUAACAAAAACAACAACAGAUUUAAAACAAUCAAGUUUAUGCACAAAGAAACCUGCAAUCCAACCUAGUACAAAUGAAAGGAGAACUAGCAAAAACAAUGACUCCAUAUCAAAUAGAUCUUCCAGUUUCACCGACAAAAGUUCAACCUCUACCAGAUCUUCUACGCAAAGUAGUCGAAUAAAAUCUAUGCAAACUCCUAAAACAAAAGAUUGUCCUUUAAAAUCACCCAGAGCUACGGUAUCUUCGAAAUUGCGUAAAACGGAAACCCAAAAACGUCGAAAUUUAUUUUUUGAUCUUGAUACUAUUAAAAUGUCGGACUUUUUAUUUAAAUAAAAUAU
This is a messenger RNA of Lucilia sericata (common green bottle fly), 1567 nucleotides long. RefSeq names its product intracellular protein transport protein USO1-like. The coding region runs from base 114 to 1562 and encodes 482 amino acids. Lineage: Eukaryota; Metazoa; Arthropoda; Insecta; Diptera; Calliphoridae. The transcript is spliced from 3 exons. The record is from RefSeq and is a predicted model, not a curated record.